GAGAUAAUGUCCGCACCGCCCGCAUCCACAGUACGGCAACAACGCACGGGCCUCUGCAUUGACGUAGCAUGUUGCCAUGCACAUUUACAACUCGUAUGCUAUCGCAAUCCCGCAUUCCUCCAAGCCUCUUCAUUCACGCACUUCGGCUCCACCACCAUCAUCCUUGUCAACUUUGUACGCUAUACCUGCGGUGGCUGCUGUUUCGGUUCCUGUGCUCUACCCAAACUCCAUCGCAAACUCUUGGCCAGUAUGGCUUCAGUCAACUCUGCAUCACCCGUCACAAACGGUUUGCCGGACGAAGUUAUCACUUGUCUACAAAAUGCUCGCUUUCUUCACCUCUCUACCUGCGCAAACAAUGUCCCUCACAUCGCCCUGAUGAACUAUACCUACCUUCCCUCAUCACCUUACUCUUCCCACCCCACCAUAAUAAUGACUACGCCACCUUCCUCACGCAAAACUCACAACCUCGAGUCCAACCCGCUCGUAUCCGUCCUAGUCCACGACUGGGUUUCUCAUCGACCCCCGACGCUGAACCAACCUGGUCGCUCUCCCUCUCCUUCUCGUCCGAACCCGCGCUUCGGACCGCUGGCUGAGCUCCUCCUUGGCAUCAACUCUGCAUCUCUGAGCGACAAGAGCACGCAGAUCAAUGGCAUUGCUCAGAUAGUACCAUCGGGGAGCGAGGAGGAGGCGUGGUACAGGGCCCAACAUUUGGCGAACAAUACAUUCGAGUCAACGGAUGCCAUGAAUGCGAAUUCCCCUCUCGAAGGUGGCUUAUGGGGCGGAGGUGGUGCAGCGAGUCACGGGCACGACGAGACAGCUGAGGGGGAUGGUGGGACGAAAUGCUACGUAGAGGGGGAGGAGGUGAGGGUGGUUGUUGUGAAGAUUCGGGACGGACGGACUACAGACUGGAAAGGCCAGGUGAGGGAUUGGGUGGUGGGCCAAGACGCCCCAGCUUCUUUGACAAACGGUAUAUGA
This is a messenger RNA of Periconia digitata, 975 nucleotides long. Lineage: Eukaryota; Fungi; Ascomycota; Dothideomycetes; Pleosporales; Periconiaceae. The record is from the annotation of a GenBank genome assembly.